CCUGUUGAACUCCCUGAAAGUGUCGAUUGGCGAUCGGCCGGUGCUGUCACUCCUAUUAAGGAUCAAGGACGAUGUGGAUCUUGCUGGGCGUUUUCCAGCACAGGUGCACUUGAGGGCCAACAUUUUCGUAAAACAGGGAUUUUAGCUGGUCUCUCUGAGCAGCAGCUAGUUGAUUGUAGUUCUGCCUAUGGGAACAUGGGUUGCCAGGGUGGCUUAAUGGAUAAAGCAUUCCAAUAUGUCAAAGAUAACAAUGGAAUUGAUGAUGAAAAAAGUUAUCCUUAUGAAUCAGGAAAAACUGGAGAAGCCAGCGAUGUAUGUAAAUUUGAAGAACAAUUUGUUGCCGCAAAGGUCACUGGCUUUGUCGAUCUGCCAUCUAAAGAUGAGCGUAAAUUAAAGGAAGCUGUUGCUAAUGUUGGGCCAAUAUCGAUUGCAAUUAACUCUGGUUUGCUUUCUUUCCCACACUACAAGCAUGGUAUAUAUGAUGAUCCAGACUGCCAAGGGGACCCAACAGAUUUGGACCAUGGGGUUUUGCUUGUUGGGUACGGAAGUGAAAAUGGCACUGAUUAUUGGCUGAUCAAAAAUAGCUGGGGAACUUCCUGGGGAGAGGAUGGCUUCGUACGCAUUCGGAGGGAUCACAGGAAUCUUUGCGGUGUUACCACAGCUCCUUCUUAUCCAUUGGUUUAG
Molecule: messenger RNA, 684 nt
Organism: Protopolystoma xenopodis
Lineage: Eukaryota; Metazoa; Platyhelminthes; Monogenea; Polystomatidea; Polystomatidae
Source: the annotation of a GenBank genome assembly